AUGGGCGUCCCUCAUGUACUGGACGACUACUUUCUAGCCAUCACGCUGCUGGUGACAGUGGGAUAUCAGCUUCUGGGAUUUUCCAUCGCAUUCACAUUUCAAUUCGACAAGUUGACCGAUUUCGCCGGCGGAACCAACUUCAUCAUCCUGGCGAUCCUCUCCCUCUCCCUCUCCCGCCAGCAUUCCACGCGCCAGAUCCUCUCCUCGUUGUUCCUCAUACUCUGGGCCUUCCGCCUUUCAGGCUUCUUACUCUUCCGCAUCCUCAAAACUGGCACCGACACCCGCUUCGACGACAAGCGCGAUAAGUUCUUCCCCUUCCUCGGCUUCUGGGUCUUUCAAAUGCUCUGGGUCUACACCGUCAGUUUGCCCGUGUCCAUACUCAAUUCGCCCAGCGUCACCAGCAAAUAUUCCGCGCCACCAUUCGGGACUGCCGCCGACAUCGUCGGCACUGUCAUGUGGGCGAUCGGGUUCAUGAUUGAAGCUGUGUCAGAUGUGCAGAAAUACCGGUUCCGCUCGAAUAGCGCGAAUAAAGGACGGACGUGUGACGUUGGCUUGUUCGCUUGGAGCAGACACCCGAAUUAUUUCGGCGAGAUGUUGUUGCAGUUUGGCAUUUUCACGCUGACUAUUUCGCCGUCAGCAUAUGGCUAUGUGCCGGCCAACACGGGAGCGUAUGCCGCGCAGUAUGCGAGUAUCGUAGGCCCGUUCUUGUUGACGUUCCUCUUGCUUUUCGUGUCGGGCUUGACCCUCCAAGAACGGCCGGGGGCCAAGAAGAAGUUUGAGGCAGAUGGACCAGACGGGGAGUCCUGGCGCCAGUAUAAGAACUGGUCGGACCGUACGAGUAUUUUGGUCCCGAUGCCGCGGGCGGUUUGGAGAGCAUUGCCAACAAUUGCAAAGAGGACAAUCGGGUUUGAAUGGCCUAUCUAUGGUUUUGAGCCGGAGAAACACGCCGAUUUGAAGAAGGUUGCUCAGAGGAGGGAAGAGGAAGGAAGACACGAGAGCCAGGAUGGAUUGGGGAGGAAAUAG
Molecule: messenger RNA, 1023 nt
Organism: Rhinocladiella mackenziei CBS 650.93
Lineage: Eukaryota; Fungi; Ascomycota; Eurotiomycetes; Chaetothyriales; Herpotrichiellaceae
Exons: 2
Coding region: 1-1023 (340 amino acids)
Biological process (GO): lipid metabolic process
Cellular component (GO): membrane
Molecular function (GO): oxidoreductase activity, acting on the CH-CH group of donors
Source: RefSeq, a predicted model, not a curated record